AUGUCUCUGUGCCAGUGCGCGGUGAAGCACAGCGAGUCGGACGCCGAUGGUUGCUGCUUCUCGGCCGGCGGCGGCGUGAAGGUUUGCCUGCACUGGAGCGGGGAGGAGGAACGAGAGCGGUGCCGGACCUACGCUCAGGGCACCCUCAGCGCCGAGGAGAUCUGCAUCGACCUGGCCCGCAGGAUCGGCAUCACGCCGCUCUGCUACAGCCUCUUCGCCCUCUAUGACACCCAGAGCCGCCUCUGGCUCCCGCCCAACCACCUCUUCGAAAUCGGCAAAGACACCAACCUCAACCUGCUUUUCCGCAUGAGGUACUACUUUCGGAAUUGGCACGGGAUGAACGACAAGGAACCGGCGGUUUAUCGCAACGUGCCCCGACAGAGCGACUCCCCCGACGAGAAGCUGCCGGGAGGAGCCUUGCUCGACAAAUCGUCCUUCGAGUACCUGUUUGAGCAGGGAAAAUUUGAAUUCAUCAACGACGUCGCGUCUUUGAAAGACCUCCAGACUGAACAGGAGAUCCAGAGGUUCAAGAACGAAAGCUUGGGCAUGGCCGUGCUUCACCUCUCUCACAUCGCCAUCAAAAAAGGCGUCUCCCUGGAGGAAGUGGCCCGAAAAUACAGCUUCAAGGACUGUAUCCCACGUUCCUUCUACCGCCAGAUGCAGCAGAACAACUACCUGACCAAAUUCCGCAUGAAAAACGUCUUCAAGAAGUUUGUCCAGCGUUUCCAGCGGCACACGGUCAGCACCGGCAAGCUGACGGUGCAGGACGUCAUGUACAAAUACCUGGCGACCUUGGAGCACCUCGCCCCUCGUUUCGGCAGCGAGGUUUUCCCCGUGCUCUCCUUGGAAACCUCCUCCGAGGGAGAGAAGGCGCAGCUCUACCUCAACGGAGGACAUUCGCAGCUGGAGCAUGGCCACGCGCUGCUCCCCAAGGACCGACCUGUCACCCACGAAGUCCUCGUCACCGGCACCAGCGGGAUCCAGUGGCGGCCCGUGCCCGUAGAGAACGUCGAGAACUUCUCCCAUCGUGGAUAUUUUGGGAGAAAGAGCAGAAACAAAGAGCUGGAGCCCAAAGGGCCGACUCAGCCGGUGGAGCGGAACGAGGCCAAAUGGGCCCAUUUCUGCGAUUUCCGGGAGAUCACGCACAUUGUCAUCAAGGACUGUAGGGUCAGCAUCAACCGGCAGGACAACAAGUGCCUGGAGGUGGUUCUCCCGUCCCCCGAGAGCGCGCUCUCCUUGGUCUCGCUGGUGGACGGUUAUUUCCGACUCACGGCUGAUUCCAGCCACUACCUGUGUCACGAAGUGGCGCCGCCGCGACUCGUGAUGAGCAUCUUGAAUGGCAUCCACGGGCCCAUGCAGGAGGAGUUUGUUUUCGCCAAGCUGCGCCGGGAGGAGCAGGAGGAAGGGCUCUACAUCAUCCGCUGGAGCGUCCUUGACUUCAACAGGAUGAUUCUCUCCGUGGUGAAAAGGGGCCAGCAGCAGGGAGCCCUCAAGUACCGGCAAUUCCGCAUCCAGAAAAAAGGAAACUCCUUUGUGCUGGAAGGGUGGGACCGAGAAUUUUCUACUUUGCGGGAACUCUUGGACGUACUCAAGGGCUGCACGCUCAAGUCCGGCGACGAAAGCUUCACGGUGAAGAGAUGCUGUCCGCCCAAACCAGGAGAGAUCUCGGACCUGUUGAUCACGCGGAAGGUGAAGGACAGCGCGAAGCAGAUCCUUAACCUGACCCAGCUCAGCUUCCACCAAAUCCGCAAGACCGAGAUCACUCAGCGAGCCCACCUGGGGCAGGGCACCCGCACCAACAUCUACGACGGGGUGCUGAACGUCUGCGGGACCGGCGGGGCCGACGACGAAGCCGAAUAUUUCUCCACCGAGCAGAAUAACAACAGCCGGGAGAUGCACGUGGUCCUCAAAGUCCUGGACCCCAGCCACAGAGACAUCGCCCUGGCGUUUUUCGAGACGGCCAGCCUGAUGAGCCAAGUGUCGCACGUCCACUUGGCUUUCGUGCACGGAGUCUGCGUGCGAGGCUCCGAGAAUAUCAUGGUGGAGGAGUUUGUGGAACACGGACCUCUGGACGUGCUGUUGCGCAAAGAGAAAGGCCGAGUCACCGUGGGCUGGAAAAUCACCGUGGCCAAACAGUUGGCCAGUGCCUUGAGUUACCUGGAGGACAAAAACCUGGUGCAUGGCAACGUGUGCGCCAAAAACAUCCUGCUGGCCAGGAAGGGGCUGGAAGACGGAUCCGUGCCUUUCGUGAAGCUCAGCGACCCCGGAGUCAGCUUUACCGUGCUCUCUCGAGAAGAACGCGUGGAUCGCAUUCCCUGGAUCGCCCCGGAAUGCGUCCGGGAUGUGGGAAACCUCAGCACGGCGGCCGACAAAUGGAGUUUCGGCACCACUUUGCUGGAAAUCUGCUUCGACGCCGACGUCCCGCUCAAGGAGCGCACUCCUUCGGAGAAAGAGCGUUUCUACGAGAAAAGGCAUCGCCUGCCCGAGCCGUCCUGCAAGGAGUUGGCCACCCUCAUCUCUCAGUGCCUCAACUACACCCCGGGGGAGCGGCCGUCCUUCCGCACCAUCCUGCGGGAUCUCACCCAGCUCCAGCCCCACAACCUGGUGGACGUCACCUCGGUGAACCCCGACUGCCCGGUGUCGGACCCCACCGUCUUCCAGAAGCGUUACCUGAAAAAGAUCCGGGAGCUGGGGGAGGGUCACUUCGGGAAGGUGAGCCUGUACUGCUACGACCCCACCAACGACGGGACGGGGGAAAUGGUGGCCGUCAAAUCCCUCAAAUCCGGCUGCAGCCAGCAGCUGCUGACCAGCUGGAAGAGGGAGAUCGAGAUCCUCAAGACGCUUUAUCACGAAAACAUCGUCAAGUACAAAGGUUGCUGCAGCGAGCAAGGAGAGAAGAUCGUGCAGCUGAUCAUGGAGUACGUGCCCCUGGGCAGCCUGCGAGACUACUUGCCCAAACACAACGUCAGCCUGGCCCACAUCCUCCUCUUCGCCCAGCAGAUCUGCGAG
Messenger RNA from Charadrius vociferus (killdeer), 3009 nucleotides. It is a transcript of the gene TYK2, whose product is annotated as tyrosine kinase 2. The record is from RefSeq and is a predicted model, not a curated record. Gene Ontology annotation, cellular component: membrane; cytosol; cytoskeleton. Lineage: Eukaryota; Metazoa; Chordata; Aves; Charadriiformes; Charadriidae. Gene Ontology annotation, biological process: intracellular signal transduction; cell differentiation; cytokine-mediated signaling pathway. The annotation marks the transcript as partial. Gene Ontology annotation, molecular function: non-membrane spanning protein tyrosine kinase activity; ATP binding; cytokine receptor binding. The transcript is spliced from 19 exons.